GUCACUUUGACCCUGCUCGUCGAAACCGAAACGUUUUAACCAUUCUAAAACGAUAUUCCGGUUUAUUUUUAACAGUUAUCUGGUGCACUUUCCGUCAGCAGGGUGUUUGUUUAUGUGUCUCGCGCAUCGCUUUGCAACGCCCAUGAUCUUCUCUAACGUUACCUGAGGGGGGAAGAGCAAAGGGGAGAAACUUUUGACCGUCAGCUGUAGGCGUCUGUCACCACGUGGACUCGGAUCUGAUCGGUGAAGGGUUAUUUCAGACUGACAAGACGAGAUGAGUGACGCUAUGGAUGACUCCGGUAUCAUCCGCCGGCGGAGGAUGCAGAAGGAUCUUCCCUUGCCCAGGAAGAGCAGUGGCUGUCGCACCAGUAACCGAAAGAGCCUGAUCUUGACCAGUACGUCUCCCACUCUUCCCCGGCCUCACUCUCCUCUGCCGGGACACAUCGGAAGCAGUCCGCUGGACAGUCCUAGGACCUUCUCCCCCAGCGCACCGGCCCAUUUCUCUUUCGCAUCGUCCAGAAGGGCUGAUGGCAGACGCUGGUCUCUGGCCUCUCUUCCCUCGUCUGGAUAUGGGACCAACACACCCAGCUCAACGUCUUCCAGCUCGUCUCAGGAGCGGCUGCAUCAGUUGCCGUUCCAGCCCACACUGGACGAGCUGCACUUCCUGUCCAAACACUUCGGCAGCACCGAGAGCAUCACUGAUGACGACGGCCGGAGAUCACCGCAUGUGCGGCCGCGCUCACGGAGUCUGAGUCCAGGACGAUCACCUUCCUGUUAUGAUAAUGAGAUUGUUAUUAUGAACCAUGUUUACAAGGAGCGGUUCCCUAAGGCCACGGCUCAGAUGGAGGAGCGCUUGGCUGAGUUCAUCGAGUCGUUUUCGCCUGAGAACGUGCUUCCGCUGGCCGACGGGGUCCUCAGCUUCAUCCACCACCAGAUCGCCGAGCUGUCCCGAAACUGCCUGAACAAAUCUCGUGAAGGCGUCAUCACCACCGUCUACUUCUACGAGCUGCAGGAAAACCUGGAGAAGCUGCUGCACGAAGCUUAUGAGCGAUCAGAGAGCUCGGAGCUGACCUUCAUCACAGAGCUGGUGAAGAAACUCUUCAUCAUCAUCUCCCGCCCUGCUCGACUGCUUGAAUGUCUGGAGUUUAACCCUGAAGAGUUCUACCACCUGCUGGAGGCAGCAGAAGACCAUGCUAAAGAGGGCCAGCUAAUGAAAGCAGACAUCCCGCGAUACAUCAUCAGCCAGCUCGGCCUGACCAGAGACCCUCUGGAAGAAAUGGUGAAUUUGGAGAGUUAUGACAGCGAGGGACCCCACACGCCGGAGACGGACGACUCGGCUGAAGGGAAGCUCAAAGCCAUCAAAGCGCCCUGUGAAUCAGACUUCCAGACUAUCAAACUCAUCAGCAAUGGAGCGUAUGGAGCUGUGUAUUUAGUCAGACACAGAGAGACGCGGCAGCGCUUUGCUAUGAAGAAGAUCAACAAACAAAACCUGAUCCUGCGGAACCAGAUCCAGCAGGCGUUCGUGGAGCGGGACAUCCUGACCUUCGCCGAGAACCCAUUCGUGGUCAGCAUGUUCUGCUCUUUUGAGACGCGCCGUCACCUGUGUAUGGUCAUGGAGUAUGUGGAGGGUGGUGACUGUGCAACCCUGCUGAAAAAUAUCGGAGCCCUUCCUGUGGAAAUGGCCCGGAUGUACUUUGCUGAAACAGUUUUAGCGCUGGAGUACAUUCAUAAUUAUGGCAUCGUACACCGAGACCUGAAACCAGACAAUCUGCUGAUCACGUCGAUGGGCCACAUUAAGCUGACGGAUUUUGGCUUGUCAAAGAUGGGCCUCAUGAAUCUCACCACUAACCUUUACGAAGGACACAUCGAGAAGGACGCCAGGGAGUUCCUGGACAAACAGGUGUGUGGCACACCGGAGUAUAUCGCCCCGGAGGUCAUUCUCAGGCAGGGCUAUGGGAAACCUGUGGACUGGUGGGCCAUGGGCAUCAUCCUCUACGAAUUCCUAGUGGGUUGCGUGCCGUUCUUCGGAGACACGCCUGAAGAGCUGUUUGGUCAGGUGAUCACAGAUGAUAUUGAGUGGCCUGUGGGAGACGAGGCGCUGCCUAGUGAAGCUCGGAGCCUGAUUUCCGCUUUGUUGCAAACCAACCCACUAGUGCGACUGGGCACAGGUGGAGCGUUUGAAGUGAAGCAACACUCGUUUUUCUCGGGAUUGGACUGGAAUGGUUUACUCCGACAGAAGGCCGAGUUUAUCCCUCAUCUAGAGUCUGAGGAGGACACCAGCUAUUUCGACACGCGGUCAGAGCGUUACCAGCACAUCAACUCCUAUGACGAGGACGACACCAACGACGAUGAGCCAGUAGAGAUAAGACAGUUCUCCUCCUGCUCGCCGCGCUUCAGCAAGGUGUAUAGCAGCAUGGAGCACCUGUCCCAGCUGGAGCAGAAGACCCCUGUAGUCACCCGUCGAGAGCACAAAGGUCGCCGCGAUGACAAGAUGGCCAAGCGGGAGAGUCUGGGAAGCUUCACAAUGAGGGACAAGAGCUGGAGGACGGGCUCCCCUGAGAUGAAGCGUUUAUCAUGCUCUGAGUCUCUGUAUAUGGAGGGAGACUGCAGUCCUCCGAUGGGCGCCCGGCGUCGUUUUUCAGCCCUGAUGGACACGCACAGGUUUGCCGCACCUCAAGAGGGCGAUGGAGAGCUUUCCGAAAAACAGGUUGCCGUUAAAGCCCCGGGAUCAUCAUUAGAGGGAGCCAUUGCUCCACCAUCACCCAGUGCUAAUGAACAGAGGAACGGUGCGAAGGAAGUGAUGUCAGCUAGUAAAGGCCCAGAUAAGCCAUUGAGACCAGGUGAGAUAUCAGCACCACAGGCCAUACCAUCUACAGGAGCCAUAGCAGUGGUCGGUCGGGACGUGGUCAUGGGUGACACUGUCGGACAGCGAGCGACCAAGGAUCUGGUGCUUCGGCAAGCACGUCAUCAGCAGCUGUCAAGCGAUGGGGAGAAACGCAGCUCACGUCCCAGCAACAAGGUCAUCAAAUCUGCGUCUGCCACCGCGUUGUCUGUCAUCAUACCUGGAGUCGAGCAGCACGGUAGCUCUCCACUGGCCAGUCCAAUGUCCCCACGCUCUCUCUCGUCCAACCCUUCAUCGAGAGACUCCUCUCCCAGCCGUGAUUACUGCCCCACAGUAACAGUUCUUCGUUCGCCAAUUACCAUCCACCGCUCUGGCAAAAAAUAUGGGUUCACUCUCCGUGCCAUUCGGGUCUACAUGGGAGACACUGACGUGUACAGUGUGCACCACAUAGUCUGGCAUGUGGAGGAUGGGGGCCCUGCUCAGGAGGCGGGACUAUGUGCUGGUGACCUCAUCACUCAUGUCAAUGGUGAAUCUGUGCAUGGUUUGGUCCAUACCGAGGUGGUAGAGCUUAUACUUAAGAGUGGAAACAAAGUGACUGUGACCACAACGCCUUUUGAGAACACGUCCAUUAAAGUGGGACCAGCACGCAAGUCCAGUUACAAGUCCAAGAUGGCUAGAUGCAGUAAGAGGACGGUCAAGGAGGGACAGGAAAGUAAGAGGCGUGGGUCUUUGUUCCGCAAAAUAACUAAGCAAUCCAACCUGCUGCACACAAGCCGUAGCCUGUCAUCUCUGAACCGGUCCUUGUCAUCCAGCGAUAGUCUUCCUGGCUCUCCAACACACAGCCUGUCUGGUCACUCCCCUACCCAGAGCUACCGCUCAACCCCUGAGUCAUCCCACCUUGGUGCCUCCUCCCAGAGCAGUUCUCCCGCCUCCAGUACCCCAAAUUCACCCGCAACAACCCAGCAUAUGAGACCCAGCUCCCUGCACGGACUUUCCCCCAAAUUACACCGCCAAUACCGUUCAGCCCGCUGCAAGUCAGCGGGCAACAUUCCUUUGUCUCCAUUGGCUCAUACACCAUCCCCAACUCAGUCCUCACCACCUCCUUUGCCUGGGCACACAGUCGGGAGCUCCAACACCACCCAAACCUUUCCUGCAAAACUACACUCGUCCCCACCAAUCAUAAGGCCUAGACCCAAGAGUGCUGAGCCACCCAGAUCACCACUACUCAAAAGAGUGCAGUCAGCAGAGAAACUCGGGUCACCGCUUUCAUCAUCAUCUGAGAAGAAAGGUGGGAUCGGGGUGAUGAGGAAGCACAGUUUAGAGAUCGGACAUUCGGAUUAUCGUAAGGAUGGUUUCCACUGUGAGCUAGGCCUCCAGAGCUUGGUGGAAAUUGAGGGUGAAAACCUGGCAAAUGCCCCAACAACUUCUCCUUCACCCACUCAUCCAACCCCAUCACCGCCUGAAACGGGCAUUCUGAAGCCAGUAAGGAAGCUAGGCAGGCAGGAGUCACCUUUGAGUAGAGAUGCUUUGCUUGCGGGAAGAGAAAGGGAUCGAGACAAGGAGAGGAUUGGUGAACCAAGUCAUCCUAGUGAGCCUAAACCAGGGGCAGUCAAAGAAAUGCUCCCUCCUGGUGGCAUUAUUCCAUCUGGAAGUAAGAAAUCUCCAAGUGUUGAAGCAUCUCCACGGCUUCCUUCCACUCUACAGGAAAGUUGCCUAGCCAAGCCUCAGACUUGGCAGCCUCCACUGACCAAGUCUUCUCCAGUAGCAUCAGAGUCCAAGCCUAGUGUAGUCACCUCCAUUCCGUCGCCCCUGACCACAGCGUCUUCCCCAUCUGCCAAAACAACUGAGUCAAGUUUCAUCAAGGAAGCGGGAAAGGAUGACCAAGUAAGUCUUACAAAAGUUGCCCAAAGCCAGGCAAUAGGAACCACUAAGCCUUCAUGCUCUGCAAGCGUAUCAGGUGUUAUCAGCAAAGACUUGUUGGAGAAGGAAGGGGGAAAGGAUACUGGGAAGAAAGAGGUAAAACCAGAUUUUGUGAAGACUUCAGCUUCAGUCAAGCCAAGUAUGCCAUUCAGUGCUCCUGGGAAGACAACAAGCACAGAAUUAACCAAAGCAAGUAAGGGACCAGGUGAUGGAGAAGGUCUCAAAAAGAGCAUCUUAGAUUCCCACACCAGAACUUUAGAUGUCAGGGCGAGGACUGCUCCAUCCAAAGGGGUUGUCCCAUCUCACCCACCCCAGGCGCAGUGCUCUGCUUUGGGAAAACUUAGGCAGGACAAGGGCUUAGCUCCGGUCAGCUGCUACUGGGGAACACUGGAUUGGGAGGACAAAUGUCUCUUGGAGGUUGUUGAGGAACACUCUCCAUCCCCAACUCCUUCUCCAACUGGAGUGCCUCCUGAUCUGUCCAAAACUCAACUUCAGUCUCCUGGUGAGAAAUCUGGUUCGGCUACACAGUUUACAAGCAAAGGGAAAUCUAUAGGGCCUGUUAAAGGUGGAACUCAGGAGGGGCCCAUGGCCAAAGAUACCACCAAAUCAUUGGAGGUCACCCAGGCAUGUGCUCCAGGAAGAUCUGAUGCUGCUUCUGCGAGUAGACCAACUUCCAAAGCAGUCAGUCAGAGUCCUACUAGUACCUCCCCGCAGGUGAAGACUGUCAUCACACCUAAAAAUGGCUCUUGAUCAUGGGCUAGUGGAAAAAAUAAUUGCCUUUAUUGAGGGUUUAGCGGAAUUCAAUGUUUUUAAGCACUUAGAAAUUUAGGGACAUUCCAGCCAGUGAAAAAAAAAUCAUAUUAUGCUGAACAAAGGACAACAACUCCAAGGCUAUUUUAAAGGCUGUUAUUUAUUGUACAUUCAGAGCUGCACCAGAAAUAGAGUAUAGAUGUAUUAUAUUAGAAUGUGUGUUGGGUGUUUGUGUGUGCGAGGAGGUAAAUGGGUGCAUGUUUCGUGGUGCUUGUGCAACAAGGUGAAAAAUCGACAAGUGCAAAGUGCUUUAACAGAUCAAACAAUGCUGAAUUCUGUGAACAUCAAAACAAUGUUCCUACUUUUUCUAAGGUGACCAACCACAUAAUUUCCUUAAACAUAAAAACUGAAAAGAAUUUGCUCAAGGUAACAGCUUAUCAAGUUUUUGGCAUAGACAGAACAUUAUCAAGGACACAUCGCUUCCAUUGCUGUAUUAUUAUUAUUUUUUGGCUUGUUAUAUGAUUCAGAAGUUUUUAAUCAGGUUUACCAUAUCCAUUAAUAAUUAGUACAUACUGCCUUAGCCAUGAGGAGAAUGUUAGCACAAAUAGCCAUGUGGGCAGUGCGCUAACAUGUAUAGCCAUUGCGCUUUGGGUAUCCUGAGUUUGUAUCCCAGCUUGCAGGACACAC
Messenger RNA from Carassius auratus (goldfish), 6199 nucleotides. Its product is annotated as microtubule-associated serine/threonine-protein kinase 1-like. The record is from RefSeq and is a predicted model, not a curated record. NCBI's taxonomy places the organism in Eukaryota, Metazoa, Chordata, Actinopteri, Cypriniformes, Cyprinidae. Gene Ontology annotation, biological process: cytoskeleton organization; intracellular signal transduction; peptidyl-serine phosphorylation. The transcript has 27 exons. Gene Ontology annotation, molecular function: protein serine/threonine kinase activity; protein binding; magnesium ion binding. Bases 275 to 5512 code for a protein of 1745 amino acids.